ACCAACCGUCAUAACGGUCACAUCAUGGCGGCACCGAUUGUCAGACCGUGGCUGGGGGGGAUCGACCCCGAAAAGGAAAAUGAAAGGAAAGGGGGAGUGUUUAUUAUUGAUGGAGCGAAAACAGUUUUUUUUUAAAACAGGGAGUUCAGUUCGCCCUCAUUUGGGCAAACAGGCUCGAUGGGAGAAAGAAAAUGACUGUGGAGCUGGGAGGGAAGCUCGUGUACAACCGGCUUUAAUGUUCGUGCAAGGUUCACGUACCCACCACGACAAGCCUAUUUCAUCGGAGAUUCGGCAGCUUCCAUCCAACUCAAAACGAAAGCCUCAGCAACAAUGCGCAGAGUUUAUGGGAAAGGCAGCAGUUUGGUAUCGUUAAAAUGCGAAGUACAAACAUGAUGGGCCGAAAGGACCCGCACCGCGCUAAAGAUGCUCUGAAAUCUCUUGGCAGUGAAGGACUUUUCUUAUUUUCGUCAUUUGACACCAACAGUGACCUGUACCUCAGUCCAGAAGAGUUCAAGCCUCUAGCCGAAAAACUAACAGGUAUUGCCACAGCCCCAGACUUUGAAAGCAGUGAGGGGCCCGAUCCGAAUUCUGAGACACUGACAAUUGAAGCAAAAUUCCAGCCUCUACUAAUGGAAACCAUGACCAAGAGCAAGGAUGGGUUUCUUGGAGUCUCCCAUGGCUCCCUGUCAGGACUGAGAAACUGGAAGUCUGCAGAAAUACCUUCUAGUAUCUUUAGUAGCAGUCAAUUUAAAGCCUUCCUCCCUCAUAAGAAUAAAGUAGAGCUGGGUGAAACAUGGUGGAUGAUUCCUAGUGAACUGACUAUCUUUACAGGGUACCUCUCCAAUAACAGAUUUUACCCUCCUAGGCCACAAGGAAGAGAGGUCCUCAUCCAUAAACUUCUAAGUAUGUUUCAUCCACGGCCAUUUGUGAAGACAAGGUUUGCACCCCAGGGUGCAGUAGCCUGCAUUCGUGCAGUCAGUGACUUCUAUUAUGAUAUUGUCUUCAGGAUCCAUGGAGAAUUUCAGCUGAAUGAGCCACCAGAUUAUCCCUUUUGGUUCACUCCAGGACAGUUUACUGGACACAUCAUUCUUUCUAAAGAUGCAUCCCAUGUUCGGGAUUUCCAGAUGUACGUUCCCAAUGACAGGUCUCUGAAUGUGGACAUGGAGUGGCUGUAUGGGGCAGGUGAAAAUGGCAACAUGGAAGUCGACAUAGGUUACUUACCUCAGAUGGAGCUCAAGGCUGUGGGUCCAUCAACUCCGAACAUUAUCCUUGAUGAACAUGGUAAUGUGAUCGACACUGCAGAUGCUUCAGGGGAACCCAUUCAAUUUAUUUUUGAAGAGAUUGUCUGGCAAUCAGAAAUCAGCUUUGAAGAAGCUACCAACAAGUUGGAGACCACCAUGUAUCCAUUUAAGAAGAUUUCAUAUCUUCCUUUUACUGAAGUGUUUGACCGAGCGAAGAUGGAAAAUAAACUUGUGCAUUCCAUAUUACUGUGGGGUGCGCUUGAUGAUCAGUCUUGUUGAGGAUCGGGGCGGACUCUGCGGGAGACUGUUCUCGAGAGUUUGCCCGUCCUCUCACUGCUGAAUGAGAGCUUUGUCAGCAGCUGGUCCCUAGUCAAAGAACUGGAGGAUCUGAAGAGAAACCAAGAUAAUGAAGGUUACGCUGGGUUGGCCAGCCUGCAUUUAGAACACUACAACUUUCCUGUAGAAAUGAUGAUUGCUUUACCAAAUGGCACAGUGAUUCACCACAUCAAUGCAAACUACUUCCUGGAUAUCACUUCAAUGAAGCCCGAAGAGGUGGACAAGAGUCUAUUCACUACUUCAUCUCAUUUUGAAGAUCUCUCAGCUACAGCUUAUGUCACAUUUUUGAAGGAAGGGCUGGAAAUUGCCAAACGGUUUGCACUGUCUUAAUUAGUGGAAAUCCAGCUGAAUGAAAUGGGUCCUCCCUCCAUUGUCAGUUUCAGCCAUUUUGUUAUUUGGGUUUUUCACUUUGCACAGAGAACACAACUGCCUCCAUUCCCAAAGCCUCAUUGAGGAGAGUAUCUACUUGUUAGUUCCUCAAGGAACAGCUUCCAUUGACAAAGCAUCUAUGAUGUAGGUGAAGUGUGUGUGUGUACGCGUGUACGUUGAAAUGUUCCUCUACUGUUCCACAUUCCAAGGUUGAAGGAAGUGAACAGUUCUGAACCAUGGCUGGUUAUUUCUUGAGCUUUAUUAGGGUCUGAUUUAAGAACAUGUCACUAUUAGCGAGGAUUUUUUUUUAAAGUAUAAUUCAAUAUGCUUGCCACUGUCACAUGUGGAAAUCUGCCACAGACAUGUGACAAAUUGCUGUUCAGAUGAAAAACUCAUGGUUCUCUGAAAAAAGCAUCACUUAGCCCAUUCACCUUUUACAACUGUGCAGUUUUUUAAGUCACUUCCUUUUUAAAGAUAUGACUGAUUUUGUUUCUGGUUGCAGAAUCUCUGAUAAGAUGUCACCAUUAAAAAUAUUUUUCUUCAUCUCUCCCUUCAUUCUUUUGAAAAUGAUCUUAAAUUUGUGCCCUAAAAUAAAAAUAGGGAAUAUGUUGCUUCCUAUUAUAUUCAAUUAUCACUUCACUAUGACAAUCUUGAAAAUCUCUAUUCACACUUCUCCAAGUUUCUCUCCUCAUAAGAAAAUACCAUAAAUCUCCAUAGAAUCACAGCUAAGAAAUCUUCAGCCCACCUUGUCUGUACUGGCUCUCCAAAUGUGCCAUACACCGUCCAUAUUCUACCUUCUCCCCAUAACACUGCACAAUGCUCCUUACAGUCUGAUUCUCUUUUAAACAUUUAAUGGAACCUGCCUCCACAUUACCACGGUCUUAGUGCAUUCCAGAUUUUAAACACCCACUGCGUGAAAAAGAUUUUUUUCUUUGCUUCUUUGACAGUUAUUUUAAAUAUGUUUCCUGUCAUUCUUGAAGCUUUCAAGGAUGGGAACAGUUUCUUCCUGUUUACUAUGUCCAUACCCCUUCUGAUUUUGAAUAACAGGAUUAAAUCUGCUCUCAGCCUUCUUUUUCUCAGGAACACAGGCCUGACUCCUCAAAUCUACCUUCAAAAUGGGGGUUCCUCAUCCCUGGAACUAUUUCAUAAUAAAUGUUUAUGCAUUUUUAAAUUAGAAAGUGACUGUUUCACAUUUUCUGCUGGAGGGAAGCUGAUUUUCUGAGGAGGGUCUGCCCCUUUUAAGGAUCAGGUUACCCAUCCCCCAUCUCCCAUCCCAAGGCCAGAAACAACAUUUCACAGCAACCUCCCAUUUCCUGUGAUAACCUUAAACUGUGAGCAUGACUUCACUGCUAGGAGGAAGUUCUUGUGUAUUUAGAAUCCUGCACACCUGCUUUAAAACCUGCAGAGUUGCAAAGUUUCAGAAGCCUGCUUCAACUAACUGUGUGCAUGUGAUAGGGCCAUUGUCCUUCAGGAUGUUAACUUCCUGUGUAAAAAUUGCCACUUUUGACUUUCAAAACUCUAGUGUUCAUUUAGAAACCCUGUAAAAGCUUUAAGUAUUGAAAGAUAAAUUAUAUGAAGAAAAGCUGUAUUCCCCAGGAGUUACAAUGUCUGCAACCAGAGGACACAUUUGAAAUAACUGGCCAAGGAACCAGUAGGAAAAUCAGAUUGUUUUAAUAUAGGGAUUUUAAAAAAACAUGCAAUUCUUGGUGAGGUGGAAACAGACUUAAUGAUAGGAUAUAGACAUAAAGGUUAUUGGGAAUGAGGCUAACUGAUCAGCUAUUUUCUCACACACCAGGCCUUGUUAUCACAUAGUCUGCCGUUACACACUACCUAAUUGUUCUUCUCUCAUUGGUUCGUUCCUCACCUAUCGUUUAGUCCUUCCUCCCUCUUCCCACCCUAUCUUCUGCAUGUAAACCGAUAUUUUCCUAGCUACAAUCAGUUCUGAGGAAGGGUCACCGGCCCUGAAAUGUUAACUCUGAUUUCUCUGCACAGAUGCUACCAGACCUGCUCAACUUUUCCAGCAACAUGUUUGAUUUAUAGCAUCUGCAAUUCUUCCAGGUUUUUAAAGCUGUUUUCACACUGCUGGCUAAAGCAUGAUGAACUGAAAGGCUGUUACAGUUAUUGGUUUGCAUUGCCUCAAAUAGUAAGAAUUUGUUACCUUUGCUUAAAAAUGUUUGAAUUGCUAGAUGGAAAAUGAUCAUAGUUCUUUGAGUUCACCACCUACUUUCCCAAUAGUUUCAUAAGAUAAUGAUAAAGAAGCAGUGGAUGAUCAGAGAGAUUCUUGAUCAGAAAGGAAAUGAAGGAUUAUGGGUAAAGGCCAGGAAAGUGGACAUGAGAAAUGUAAGAUCGGCCAGAUGGUCUAUUGUUCUUAUUUCUUAUAACAAUCAAUCAGUCUGAAUCGAUUAGUUAACUACAGCCUCAGACUUGAAGUGAGAAAACCCAAGUCCAAGAUUGGCGUUCCUCCCAAACCUGCUGCAUCUGUAAGUUGUUUCAUUGUUGUAUAGAGUAGCCCACAAUGCUGUAUUUUCAUCAUUAAUUAUUUCCAUCAGCUCCCUAGCAUUGUCAAAACAUGAAAAUGUCAAGAAUGAUGAAAUAACAUUUGAAUGGCUGCUUGCUCUGUUGAUUUCUUUACACCUGUAUGUAAAUGAUGGUCAGCUAUUGUAUCUGAAUACAUUGUAAAACACCAGCAUGUGUUCUGCACAAGGGUGAAAGGUUUGUAGUAUAGGUAUGUGGGUCAUUUUCCCUCUGACAAGCCAAGUCCCAGGACCAGCCCAUCAGCUGUUAAUGUGGAGAGCAAGAGGUAGACAUCACUCUUAUGGGAAUGGAUAAGUGUACAGAUAAAAUGCUGUAGGUCUUGAUAAUUUUUAAAGAGCUAUUUUCUUAAAUAUCAGUGCAUCAAGCCAUUGGUGAUGCUCCGUAUGACACGUGCUCCAAAUAACUUAUGUCAUAGCCAAAAUCUGACUGUCUUUUUGCUGGACCUAUGCAAAGUGGUGUUUUGUUUUUGUACUUACAAUUCUACUUUAUCAACACUACAAAAGGAGUAGUAUGUCACUGACUUUUUUUUUAAAUACUCAUUUUUAUAUACUUAUCCUGGAUUUCCAAUCAGCAUUAUUUUUAUAAACAUGGUGUUAAACUUAUGCCUGAGAAAAGAUCUAGGCCAGUUUGUAACAAAUGAAUAGUGGAGGGGGCAAGAAUGGUUUUUGUUUUCUGAAGAACUACAUUUUGUGAAGGCUGAACCUGAAAGCCUGCAAAAGGACUGGGUUCUACCUGAUGUUAUGUUAGUUUUUUUUUAAAAAAAGAAACAAUUGCCUUAUCUUACCCUCACUGAAGUACUGUUGCUUCUUAGUCUUUAAAUCUUACUGGUUUGCAUAUAUUGGGUAAAACAGGCAACUGUGGUCAUUAGAGGUUAAUUAUUGCAUUAAAAAUGUAUAAGGCUUGGUAAUUUAAGACUUGUAUCUUUUGCAAUUCAUGUAGUGGCCUGGUCCUGUCUCAGCAGUCUGAUACCAAAUUUAGUGUAUUCAACAUGUUAGGAAAGUACUUAACUAGCUAUCCAGCUGUAUAUUAUGGAUCUGUGCAAUUUUUUUGUCUUCAGGCUUAAAGACCUGAAGAUCUUGAAAUACUAAAAAUGCUUUCUCCACUGUCUGUUCAAUGAGACACUGGUGGUGUUUUGUAGGUGAGUGGUGAUCAGGAUCUUGAUUAUAAAUUUACAAUUCAUUGA
This is a messenger RNA of Chiloscyllium plagiosum (whitespotted bambooshark), 5664 nucleotides long. It is a transcript of the gene selenon, whose product is annotated as selenoprotein N. Gene Ontology annotation, cellular component: endoplasmic reticulum membrane. The record is from RefSeq and is a predicted model, not a curated record. Gene Ontology annotation, biological process: skeletal muscle fiber development; calcium ion homeostasis. Lineage: Eukaryota; Metazoa; Chordata; Chondrichthyes; Orectolobiformes; Hemiscylliidae.